This is a messenger RNA of Kuraishia capsulata CBS 1993, 930 nucleotides long. RefSeq lists its product as uncharacterized. The transcript has a single exon. The record is from RefSeq and is a predicted model, not a curated record. Lineage: Eukaryota; Fungi; Ascomycota; Pichiomycetes; Pichiales; Pichiaceae. Bases 1 to 930 code for a protein of 309 amino acids. Gene Ontology annotation, molecular function: glycosyltransferase activity.
AUGAAGGCCGACUGGUAUCCCGAGACCCCCAAGGUUUGGACCACUCUCAUUACUAAUACCAAGUAUCUGACUGGUCUUAUAGUCCUUGAUUACUCAUUGAAAAAAGCUGGCUCCAAGUACCCACUUGUGGCGUUAUACACGGACACAUUCACUGAGGAAGGACAUGCUGCGCUGGACCGCAGAAAUAUCCCAAAGCUGAAAAUUGAGUAUCUUUUGCCGAUUUCCAGCAAGGACUACUCCAAUGACACCAGAUUCUACGAUUGUUGGACCAAGCUCCAACCGUUCAGUUUGACCCAAUUCGAAAGGGUCGUCCAACUGGACUCGGACAUGGUUGUUUUGCAGAACAUGGACGAGCUGAUGGACAUCAAGCUUGGGCCAGAUGCAGUCUUCGCGGCUUCUCACGCGUGUGUUUGUAACCCAUACAACAAGGCCCAUUAUCCCAAGGAUUGGGUCAAGGAAAACUGUGCGUACACGGACUACAGUGCUAAGAAGCACAGCAGUGUUCCACAGGAUGAUUUUGAGCUUGAUUACAAAGGGCCCUCGUCUUUCAGCGGAUUGGGUAUCUGUAAUGGAGGCCUCCAAGUUGUCCAGCCCAGUAAAGAAAGCUAUGAUAAGAUCACUCAGGUUCUCCAGAAUCCGUCGCAGACCUCAGAUUACGACUUCGCAGACCAAUCGCUGUUGUCUGAUGUCUUUCAGGGAAAAUGGUACGCUCUUUCGUACAAGUACAAUGCUCUGAAGACACUUGCAACCAUCCACAGCGAUCUCUGGGAUAUUUCUGAGGUGAAAAACGUUCAUUACAUUAUCAGCCCUAAGCCUUGGGAUGUGGAUGAGUCUUAUGAUGAUGACACUGAAACCUUCAAAUUUUGGUGGGACUUAAAUAAGAAGAGACUCGCAAGUGAGGCUGAGGCUGGAGUGAAGGAUGAGUUUUAG